GACAUUUACAGCUUGUUAGAUCAGCAUUAUAAAGAUUAGCUUGAUAUAAAUGAAAUGUCUUACAGCUUCAAAAUAUUAAAAACUAUAUAGAUAGAUUUGAUCUUUAAGUCACAGGGAGCUGAGGAAACGAGUUGGUACAAAAAGAAGGACUUGGACGAUUGGAGGAAAAUUUAGAGGUUGGUUUUCUAGUUAUAGUCAGUUAAAUUCAUGGUUGGUUUUUGUCGGGGCAAAAUGGCAAAAAAACUGAUCACCAAGGUGUUUAAUGAUACCAUCCAUGGUCACAUGGAGUUACACCCACUCCUCAUCAAGAUCAUUGACACACCUCAGUUCCAGAGACUUCGAUUCAUAAAGCAGCUUGGAGGUGUCUACUUUGUUUACCCCGGAGCAUCUCACAACCGCUUUGAACACUCGAUCGGGGUGGGAUACUUAGCAGGAAAACUUGCUGAGGCUCUCAGGUCAAGGCAGAAACUCAAGAUCACUGACAGAGACGUCCUUUGUGUUCAGAUUGCUGGCCUCUGUCAUGACCUGGGUCAUGGACCCUUUUCCCAUCUGUAUGAUGAAAUGUUCCUCCCCAAAGCACUGGAAAAGAAGGAAGAAGAAAUGAGAAGAAAUGGGGAAUUGGGAAAAGAGGAGGAAUGGAAGCAUGAAAAGGGCUCUUGUGACAUGCUAGACCACCUGGUGAAAGAGAAUAAUCUUAAACCAGCGAUGAAGCAGUCUGGACUGAUCCCUGAAAAAGACAUAACAUUCAUUAAGGAGAUGAUUGCUGGACCUCUACAGGAAUCUAAAAACAAGAAGUGGCCGUACAAAGGGCGUAAAGAAGAAAAGUCCUUCCUCUACGAAAUUGUGUCCAACAAAAAAAACGGCGUUGAUGUGGACAAGUUUGACUACUUGGCCAGGGACUCUUCCUACCUGGGGAUCAAGAACAACUUUGACUUUCGUCGCUUCCUGCAGUUUGCCAGAGUGUGUGAGGUUGAAGGCAGGAAAACUAUCUGCACCAGAGACAAGGAGGAGGACAAUAUGUACGACUUGUUCUACACAAGACACUGUCUCCACAAAAGAGCCUGUCAGCACAGAGUAAGCCAAAUCUUACAAGAAAUGAUUGCAGAGGCUUUUGUGAAAGCAGACGGUCACAUUAAGAUUGAAGGAUCAGAAGGAACAAAAGGAUCUAAAGGAUCAAGAGGGCUGUUCACUCUCUCUACAGCCUUUAAGAACAUGGAGGCCUACACAAAGCUCACAGACAACGUGUUUGAGGAAAUACUCAACUCUUCCAGUCCUGAGUUACAAGAGUCAAAAAAGAUUCUGCAAGACAUUGUCUCUCGAAAGAUCUACAAGUUUGUUGGUGAGAGAAAGCCAGAGUACCCCAUUCAGGAUUGGAAAAGCCAGAAAUCUGUCUGGAAAGAAGAAUUGGCUCGAUGCUUACCUAAUGGAGAAAGCAAACUGAAACUAGAUGACUUUGAAAUCCUGGUCAUUAACAUGGACUACGGCAUGAAAGACAAGAACCCUGUCGAACAUAUGCAUUUCUACAGCAAAAAGGAGCCUGACGUGGCAAAGCCAAUGUCCACAGAAAAUGCAUCCAGGAUUCGCACAACGAUCUUUUCUGAGCAGCUGAUCAAGGUCUUCUGUAAGAAGAUUGAUGAACAGAGUGUGGAGGCUGCCAAAAAGCACUUUGAACAGUGGAUGAAGACGAAGCCAAAUCUGUUUGGACCUGAGGAUAAUUUGAGCGAUCCUCCUGCAGUUGACACCAAGGAAAUUACCAAACAACAUGAAUAACACUGAGUAAUAUUCUCAUUCAGACCUAGCACCCAUGUUUUUUCUCGCUUUUAUCAUAUACAUCUGUAUGUACAGCUGUAUCAUUCUUUUAAAAAUCAGUUCCAACAACACACAACAUGUUUUUAUUCUGAGGACAAAGAUACAUCAUGAUAUAUGAUACCACUCUGUACAAUUACGGGGCCUGCAGUCAAUAUGAGACAGUAUCAUUGGCCCAUUUAAUUCACUGUGUUACACUUCUAUCGACUCACACAGAAAACCCAUUCAAAAUUGGAUACUUUUUUUAACAUUAAGGAAAAUAUAUAUCAGUUAUAAAGCCAUAUCUCAAAGAUCACUGGAUCUGGAUCGCUUCUGGGUUUGAAUUUCUGAUCUCUAAACUGAUACAUAGACACACAUAACACUGGAUACUUACACAGCUAGCAGCUGUAUGGCUGUUAAAUACCAUUUAGGUAAAGAAAGCCAUUAUUGAAAUCCAACAAUCAUUGUCUCAAACUGAAUAUAUAAACUGCAUGUUUCUGAAUUGAUUCAGCUUUUGGUCACAUUUAUGCUUCUUUGUAGGUUGUGUAUUCUUUUUGGUCAGGGAAAGAUGUAUAGCACUCCCAACAUGUGUAAUGGAGUGAAUAUUUCACUUGUGGUUUUAUUUAGGGAUUUAUAAUACUCAGUGGUGUUUUAGUUUUGAUGUUAAUCGUUUGAAGAUUGAAGACAUGAGAUUAGAUUAUUUGUCUUUGAGUGGUGUUUAAUGAGAGAUGAUCAUAAGUGAUGUUUUGGUGACUGGUAUUAUCUUAUAUUAUAUUACUUUGUAUCUGCAGUAUUUAUUAUCACUAUUCAAUUUUAAUCUGUUUUAAAAUGAAUCUUAUUUUGGGCAUGUUUUAUAAUGUCAUCUUCUUUUGAGUUUAUGAUUCUUACUUUAAAAACUGGAACUUGUGAAAACCUUUAUUUGCAUCUAAAAACUUGAAAUUCGAAUGAAACAAUAUCUUUUUAAAUGUAUCCAUCAACUACCUUUCUUCGAUGGAUGAUGAAUGUGUUUAAAUGUAUGACACACUUUAAGUGAAGCUAUAAUUGUUUGACGAUUGGUUCUUACAUAAUGCAUCUAUGAGAACCUUUCAAGUGUAUUCCUGUUGUGAUGGGUUCAUAUCUGAUAAAAUCUGCAUAUAUUCAAAAUAAACAUCAGAGAAAAUCCUGAGUUCAA
Labrus mixtus (cuckoo wrasse) is the source of this 2956-nucleotide messenger RNA. RefSeq names its product deoxynucleoside triphosphate triphosphohydrolase SAMHD1-like. The coding region runs from base 208 to 1770 and encodes 520 amino acids. Gene Ontology annotation, cellular component: nucleus. The record is from RefSeq and is a predicted model, not a curated record. The transcript is spliced from 16 exons. NCBI's taxonomy places the organism in Eukaryota, Metazoa, Chordata, Actinopteri, Labriformes, Labridae. Gene Ontology annotation, molecular function: dGTPase activity. Gene Ontology annotation, biological process: regulation of innate immune response; defense response to virus; dGTP catabolic process.